Molecule: messenger RNA, 4143 nt
Organism: Rhopilema esculentum
Lineage: Eukaryota; Metazoa; Cnidaria; Scyphozoa; Rhizostomeae; Rhizostomatidae
Product: alpha-aminoadipic semialdehyde synthase, mitochondrial-like
Cellular component (GO): cytoplasm
Molecular function (GO): saccharopine dehydrogenase activity
Source: RefSeq, a predicted model, not a curated record
ACAUGAUUACCAAGAAUAUAAAAAAAUCAGGUCAAUGCGAUCCAUGGAAAAUACUUUGUUGAUGGAUUAAAUAGAGUUACCUUUAAAAAGUUUUUCAGCAUUCCAUGAAGCUGAAGAGCAUGCUACAAACAUGGGCUUUGUCCUGUAUUGUUUUAGUCAAGCUUCAAAAUGUCCUUAGGGAAUCAAGUGAUUGAAUUGAAGAUGAGUUGUUUACGCCAGAGCUAGGCCUGUUCUACUGCGUGUGAUCUAUUCAACUGGCGACGAGGAUAACCAGAAAUCUGUGAAAAUUACGAUGUCUACGUUUGGGAAUUUGGAACCAUUCGAAGGAGGAGAAUUUUUAACGUACAAGGAGAGAUUGGAAGCAUUUUUUGUAGCGAAUAAUAUUGGUAUAGUGCCUGACGAUGCGACCGAUGCGGUCGUGCAAGCUGCAGAACGAAGGAAAGUUGCUGUUACAAUUUCACUGAUUGGAAAGAAAACGUAUGCUACAUUGAAAGAUUUAUGUUUACUGGAUUCGCCUGCGGGAAAGUCGUACAAUAGAUUAUGUGAUCUACUGUGUAAUUACUUCAAGCCGAAAGUUUCGGAGGUCGUUGUGAAUUCUGGUGUCUGGCCAGCACAACACUAUCACCCUUCGGUGUCAAUUAAUCGGAAACUAUCUUCCUUCGAGCCUCAGCAUUUACUCUACGAUGUUCAAAAGCAACAGCUUCAACCUAUAUGUCAAAGCAAUGCUGCAAGCUUGGGUAAUGUUUUUCAUAUUUCGUUUUCACCAUUACAACAAAGCUCCUUUAAUUUGGCUAUCAAAUGCUUUGUACUGGAAGGAGACAAAUCAUCCACUAUUCCAGGUUCUUCAACAUCACCUACAAAUUGUAGAUGAGUAUGGUGUGGAGAACUUCAAUCCACUUUUGAGAGCCCAGACCAGUGCCCAUAACACCCCCAGAUGACAUCAGAAGGAGGCCAGGGGAAAUACGUACCACAAAAGAUGUCCUGAGACAGUUUAAGUCACAAUUUCUGUCACCUAGGCCUGCAACUUUUAGUCAUAACCAGCUAAGAACACAAAAGGUCAAAGCAGCAAAAUUCAUAGUUUGGCAAUUUAGAAGAAUACAUGCCAAUCCAAACUCAGCGGGAAAAUUACCAAGUGAAAAAGGAACCCAAGAAAAAAUGAUAUUCUAGAAGCUCCCUCCGAUUUUUGGUGAAAUGUCAGUGCAAAUUAAAAUGCUACCUUUCAAGCAAAUGAUAGUGAGUCGGACCCUGAAAGAUACACAUUCACGAGGUCUAUGCCAUGCAGAGAAUGAAUCUGAGAAAUAUUCAGAAGAUAGCGCGACCAUAUUUCCAACAAUUCUCUUAUCAACAUGGCUGGAGAGUGCUGUCCUCAAAACCACACCUCAGUAAAACUAAAGUAGAAAGUGGCAAGAUCCUUGCCUUGCGAAGGGAAGACAUAAAUGUCUGGGAACGACGUGCACCCAUCGCACCCCAACAUAUAAAAUCCCUAAAGGAGCAAGGGAUAAAUACUCUGGUUCAACCAUCUGCAAGAAGGGCAUAUACAAUGCAAGAAUAUGAAAAUGCUGGGGCAAUUAUCACCGAAGAUUUGAGCCCAGCAUCUGUAAUCAUCGGGGUUAAACAGGUUCCAAUCGACUUGCUGAUACCAGACAAAUCGUAUGCAUUUUUCUCGCAUACAAUAAAAGCACAAGAGGCUAAUAUGCCACUGCUUGAUGCUAUGUUGGCAAAGAAUAUUCGUAUUAUUGACUAUGAAAGGAUGGUUGAUGAGAAUGGUCAAAGAGUUGCAGCUUUUGGGAAAUUUGCAGGAUUUGCAGUUAUGAUAAACAUACUUCAUGGAAUUGGACUCCGAUUACUAGCUUUAGGUCACCACACACCAUUCAUGUAUAUCGGAGCAGCACACAAUUGCAAAAACAGCAGGCAGGCAAAGCUGGCAAUCUAUGAACUUGGCGAAGACAUCAAAGCUGGAAAGCUCCCUGCUCAUUUUGGGCCUUUGACAUUUGUUUUCACUGGUUCUGGAAAUGUAUCGCAGGGCGCGCAGGAAAUGUUUAAAGAGCUGCCUCAUGUGUAUGUGGAGCCACACGAAUUGAAACACGCUGCUCAGAAGUACGAUCAUCGCACUUUGGUAUAUACAAAAGUGAGUCGACAAGACUACCUAGUCCCUAAGCUUGGAGGAUCUUUUCAAGCCAGUGAAUUUGAAGCACACCCUGAACGCUAUCGAUCUGUAUUUGCUGAAGAGAUUGCGCCUUACGCCAAUGUGAUCAUCAACGGUGUCUACUGGGCAUCGAAGAACCCCCGUCUUCUCACGUACAAGGAUGCUCUUACGCUGUUAGAGCCAAAAACAGAACAUGACAAAAAUUCUGGGUGUCCUGAUUUGCCACACACACUGUUAGCCAUAUGUGACAUUUCUAAUGAUCUAGGGGGCUCAAUAGAAUUCAUGAAAGAAAACACCACAAUCGAGUGCCCCUUUGCUCUGCACGAUAUUAAAAAGGGAACAAAACAGUUAGGAACGGCUGGCGAUGGCGUUCUUAUUUGCUCCAUUGAAAACCUCCCUGCGCAGUUACCACGGGAAGCAACUGAUUAUUUCGGUCGACUUCUUCUUCCAUGGAUCCCAGAAAUGGUGAACUGCGAUGCUCGCAGACCCCUUUCAAUGGAAUCUGGAAUUUCUAAUGUCGUCAAAAAUGCUAUUAUUUGUUCAAAUGGUGAACUAACUGAGAACUACAAGUACAUAGCAGAUUUGCGAGCAAGGCAUGAGAAUGAAAGGAAGCAAGCAAAGCUUGGCUUCCAAUCUUCUGUAUCAAAGAAAAUUCUUGUUCUUGGUGCAGGAAAAGUUUCGAGUCCUUUUAUUGAGUACCACACAAGACGCCAAUCCACGGGCGUUACAGUUGUCUCUAGGUCUAAAGAUAGGGUUCAGCACCUGGCCAAUCGACACGAGAACACCACCCCAGUCGUGUUAGACAUUGAACGUUCUCAUGAAGGAUUGGAUAAGCUAAUUCAAUCACACGAUGUUGUAGUAAGCUUGUUGCCGUAUUUGCACAGCCCUACCAUCGCAUCUUUAUGUAUCAAACACAAAAAGAACAUGGUAACUGCAACUUAUGUGCUGCCUGCUAUGAAAGAACUUCACGAAAGGGCGAAGGAAGCUGGAAUAACCAUCUUUCAAGAAAAUGGACUAGAUCCAGGAAUAGACCAUUUACUGGCCAUGGAUUGCAUCGAUUCGAUUAAGGAAGAAGGUGGCAAGGUUGAAUCCUUUAUUUCCUACUGCGGCGGCCUGCCAGCCCCUGAGCACUCUGACAAUCCACUACGAUACAAAUUCAGCUGGAGCCCAAACGAUACACUUUUGACGCUGCUUAAUGGCGCAAGGUUUUUAAAGAAUGGACAGCUAAUGGAAAUCGAGCCUGGAAUGUUGCUGGAGAAUGUAUCACCCCUGGAUAUUUUCCCAGGAUUUCAUCUGGAGGGAUACCCAAAUAGGGAUUCUACCAAAUACGUACAGUCUUUCAACAUCCCUGAAGUCAAGACAAUGUUACGAAGCGCAAUACGAUACCAUGGUUACGCAGCAGUGUGUCGUGGAAUUUUGUCGCUUGGUCUUUUGAAAAAGGACCCUUAUCCGGCAAAUAUGGUUGGAAAAACCUCGUCUUGGAAAGAUCUUAUGAACCUCCAAUUUGGAAGAUUCACUUUAUCAGAGAAAGAGCUUGAAAUACUCGUAAGAGGCAGAUUGCAAAACGACGAAAUUGCUUUUCAAGGUGUAAAAGGACUUGGCCUACUUUCAGAAGAAUCAGUUCAGAUAGGACAAACGCCAUUUGAUACACUAUCAACGCAUUUAUCUCGUAUUCUGGAAUACAGUAAAGGUGAACGGGAUAUCGUCUUGCUUCGCCUUCAAAUUAGAGAGUUUAAGAACAACGGGAAAAGGGUGCAGCAUGACAUAAGUCUGGUCGAAUACGGUGACCCGAAUGGCUUUUCUGCAAUGGCUAGGACUACCGGCAUACCAACUGCGAUUGCUGCGGAUAUGGUCUUAAAUGGUGAGAUCUUGCAGACUGGAAACGUCACACCUUUUGCAAAAGGAAUAUACAAGCCAAUGUUAAAAAGAAUUCAGGCAGAAGACAUUUGUUGGACUCACAAAACAACAGAGUUGUGAACUGUGGUAAUGGAAGUUUU